This is a messenger RNA of Mollisia scopiformis, 2845 nucleotides long. RefSeq names its product actin patch protein 1. Lineage: Eukaryota; Fungi; Ascomycota; Leotiomycetes; Helotiales; Mollisiaceae. Bases 47 to 2845 code for a protein of 932 amino acids. Gene Ontology annotation, molecular function: phosphatidate phosphatase activity. The record is from RefSeq and is a predicted model, not a curated record. The transcript has 2 exons. Gene Ontology annotation, cellular component: actin cortical patch.
GUGUAAAUAGCGAACACUGAAAGUAUGAAUAUCGAGUUGGCUUGCAAUGGGUGGUGACAUUCAAUUUAAUCGCGACUACGUCACAGGAGCGCAACAUUCGCCGUGCACUCAAUCACGGAUCUACAACUAUAUUGUCAAACGGCACAAGCGACAUCAGGAACGUAAGGCUGCGGGGAAGAGCAUACUCGAGAUAGUACGCAAGCGUGCACACAGGGUAUUCGGUGGUUUACACAAAAACAAUGAAACAGCCAGAAAGCCCAAGGUGACCAUGUCUGGUUCUAUGCCUGGCUUUGGUGGAGAUGUGUCUGGUGCUGGAGAGAGUCGAGAACGGGGCUCUCGACGGAAGAAGAUCGCGGGGUACCUGAAAGCAGCGAACGAGAUCAGACAGUCGUACCAACAAUCAUACUCGGAGAAAUGGGGCAAUGGCGGAAAUGAAUGGGACGACGAUGAGAAGGGAAUACCAGGAGCAUUUCCAGAUGUGGCUAUAGUUUCACAUGGCGACGAACAGCUGGUGCUUUUUCCCUCUUAUGCAAUAAGACAUCACAAGGAGCCCCCGAAUCCGGAUUUUUCGAACAGUCCUGGGCGGAGUCAAAGGAAUAGCUGGUCGAACGAGGAUGGACCCAUGGACGCAGAAUACUGGGCUAGGGAAUGGCAGAAGUUCGAGGAUGAUCGGGCUAUUGUGGACGUUGACGUUCGAGGCUGGCUCUAUUCUCCUCACAGAGGUCCAAUGACUCGGAAGAAUAGGUUGUUAAUUGGAUUAGCACGACAAUUGAGUGGAGUACCUGCUCCUCCUAAAGAAGCUAGCAGAGACCACAGUCCGGAACAUACGCUCGUAGCCAGGCACAAAGAGCAUGAGGCUCAGCGAGAACAGGAAAAGAUAGCCGAAGAAGCAGAACAGAUUCUUCGAAAAGGCCGUGGGGAGGAGCAAGUCGCCGCUCAAGGAGGCUACAGUGAGAGGCCAAAGUACGAUUCAGAUUCAGAAAGUAUAUAUGGAGAAGGGAGAAGGUCGGGACUCAACACACCAGGCACACCAGAUGAUGCCCCUGGACCUGGACAUCUUCCCAAGAGGACCUCAUGGAAUCAGCCUUCCGAGAUGACACAUGCUGAGUUGAUGACAGCGAACUCGCAUUUGAUGGCUCGACUAAGGCCUUUCUUAACCAACCCCUUGGUUUCAACACCCAUCACUUUGUUCUUUUAUGAUGAAAAGACUUCUGUUUCCAGGACGGUCCAAACGAAUGAAGCUGGUCAUUUCUCUAUUCGUGCGCCCCUGGAAUUUGUCCCUACGCAUGUCAGAGUCUUGGCUUCAGAAUAUCUCUCGUGUACCGAGGCAGUUAAAAUCUCUGAGCCUAAAGGCGUUAGUCUCAUCAGUGAUGUGGACGAUACCAUCAAACAUUCCUCUAUUGGAGGUGGUGCCCGAGAAAUCUUCAGAAACGCCUUUAUUCGAGAUCUAAGCGACUUGACUAUUGAUGGUGUCAAAGAAUGGUACAAUACGAUGUUUGACAUGGGAGUUGGGGUCCAUUACGUCUCGAAUUCACCAUGGCAAUUGUUUCCUGUCUUGGUGAGCUUCUUUCAAAAAGCUGGGCUGCCUCCAGGAUCAUAUCACCUAAAACAAUACAGUGGUAUGUUGCAAGGUAUUUUUGAGCCAGUUGCCGAGAGAAAGAAAGGGACACUCGAGAAGAUCAUGCGAGACUUUCCAGAACGAAAGUUUAUACUCAUUGGAGACAGUGGGGAAGCAGAUCUAGAAGUUUAUACCGAUGUCGUCUUGGCUAAUCCAGGCAAGGUUCUUGCUAUCUUCAUUCGAGACGUCACCACUCCGGAAACCCAAGGAUUCUUUGAUUCGGCCAUGGGUCCGUUGAGUGGUGAUCGUCGUAUGGGUGGAAGAGACACACCUUCCCGCACCAAUUCUUGGGAUAGCCGAAAGACGCAAAAAUCGCAUAGGUCCAGCAUAGCUGAUGUGCUUGAGAACCGACCUGCUCUUCCUCAAAGACCUGCUUCGGAAGUAAAAACACAAACCAGUGAUGGUCCAACGAUGGGCAAACUCAUCGACUUUGAUGAUGAGCCAGCACAACAAGACGUACACGAAUCACACAGGCAGGUCAUGCCUAGGUCCGCUUCCUUUGCAAAUGAUACAGGAGUGCCCAGACGGAAGUCUGCUCCCGAUUCUGGCAAGAAGCCUCCUCCACCUCCAACCAAACCCAUAGCUCUACGUGGAGUGGCUUCCAAGAGCAGUCUGUCCGAAGCUCCCGCCGCAAUUAUUCGCGGAAUUCCUCCCCCACCUCCCAAGUCACGACGUCCUCUCGCCCAGCCUGAUGCUCCCCAUCCUCUUGCCCAAAUUCAAAGCUCGGCAGACCUCAAGGCGCCAGAAGAGACUUACAUGGCAAGUGCUCGACAUAAGGUUUCGGCAGCAUAUAAUGCACUCCCAGAAGUCAGAUCAUAUAUGCCUGGACGGGGCUAUUCUCAACAACCUGCGCAAUCAGAGAGUUCGGGCAACUCAUCUUCAGAGAGACCGGCUCUACCUCCUCGAAGACAAACUGGUGGCUCCAUAACUAAACGCCUAUCAUGGAAUAGCACAGAUACAUCCGAGGACGAAUCCUAUCGCCCAAAUGACGUGCCUGUAAAUAAGAAGCUGGACCUGUGGAAACGGAGAUGGAAGAGAGCGAAGGAUAUCCUCGAUGGCCAGGGCGUGGCGUUACGCAGCUGGAGAGUGGGUGGUGAUGCAUGUAUAGAAGCUAUACAGAUGGUGGAGAAAGCUAUGAGAGAAAUGAACGUAGAGGGUUAUGGGAAUAGCAAAGGGAAAACAGGACACGGCGGUGGCGAGGCAAAGGUUAAGGAUUUGAAAAGAUGA